This is a messenger RNA of Diaporthe citri, 873 nucleotides long. RefSeq lists its product as uncharacterized. NCBI's taxonomy places the organism in Eukaryota, Fungi, Ascomycota, Sordariomycetes, Diaporthales, Diaporthaceae. The transcript has a single exon. The record is from RefSeq and is a predicted model, not a curated record. Bases 1 to 873 code for a protein of 290 amino acids.
AUGCCUUCCAAGCCUCAAUUCGCCCUUGGCGACCAGAACGCCGGUAUUUUCGCAGAGAUCUGUCAGAAAAACGGCAUGACCCACUGUUGGCUUCAGUGGAAGUUCGAGAUAGCCGUCCUCAGCGACGCCACCUCACCUUUCACGAUCGACACCAAGAGCGACGCGCUGUGCGGUCUCAAGGAUGGGGUCAGCAAGGUCAUCUUUACCAUCGACUUUGACCAGAACAAUCCCAAUGUGAUCAAUUACAUCAAGUUCAGCGAGUUCUACAACAAGUCCGUCAAGAAGCAUUUCAUCGUGACCCAGACAUCGGUCGAUCACGUCCAGGAGGAUACUGCAUGUAAACUGUGGCUCCAGUUGCCCCCCAACGCGCUUCACGAGGACAUCAGCGCUGUGGUGAAUUUGUGGAGGGUCCAAAUUUGCUGCGACGAGUGGAAGGACUUCCUCCCUGCCAACCCGGCCACCCAGCUCGAGAAGUCGCACCGCGUGGUCUCGGAGGGCAACGCCCAGUGGCUGAAGAAGCAGCUCAUACGGAGAGAGGGCUUACUCGCGCACAACAAUGCGGAGCUGGCUGCGAGGAACAAGGACAUUGAGAGCCUCACUACUCAGAUCAGCGAGCUGAGCAUGCAGCUGGCCGACGCUGAGAAGAAGUUGGAGGACAGCCAGUCGCUCAGCCUCGCCACGCCUAGAAAGCGCAAGUUGCUGACUCCGAAGAGCCGUGCUCGCAAGACGCCUAGGACUGCACGGACUGCACCUGAGAAAUCGUUCGCCACAGGCCCUGUUGGUAGGGCUGAGCAAUUUGAGACUCCUACCAAGGAACCCAAGUUUCAAGUUGUUCUGAAGGGCGUGCAGCCUGAUGACCCUUUUGUCGACUGA